Paramecium sonneborni is the source of this 1359-nucleotide messenger RNA. The record is from the annotation of a GenBank genome assembly. Lineage: Eukaryota; Ciliophora; Oligohymenophorea; Peniculida; Parameciidae.
AUGUUAAGUGAUUUUAUUUAAUAAGAUUAAAUUAGAAAUUUAAAUUUGAAAGAAUCAGGUUAUGUUCGUUAAAAUCAAUUAAAAAAGCCUAAACAAUUGUUAUUUUAAAUAAUUUUGCCAAUCAUUUUGUGUUUUGUGCUAUUUAAUUAUUAUUAAUUAUUAAAUUAACCAUAAUUAAUAAAUUAGGAAAUUAAUUUAAAUGAAAUCAAUCAAGAUAAAGUUGUUAAUUUUAAUGAAUCAUCUGAAUUAUUAAAUUAAACAUAAAAAGAUAGUGAAAUAUAAAUAAAUUAAAUUAAUUAAGAGAAAGAAUAAGAAAAUGAUUUAGAGAAAAAAUAAUAUAAAGAAUAAGAAAAUUUGAAAGACAACGAGAUAAUAAAUAACAAACAUCUUAAUUCAAAUGAAUCAGAUAAAAUAUUUAAUUAUCAAUUGAUUAAUUCUAUUUUUUAUGUUGAUAUGUGUUAUGCUUUUGCAUUUAAUAAAGAAGCAUCAAUUAUGAUUACUACUAAUUCUAAAUAUAUUAAUUUAUAUGAAUUCAAAGAUGGAUAAAUUUAAUUAAUUUAAACACUUUAAGGACAUAAAGAUGAUGUUAGGACACUAUAUUUUAUGAAGAAUUCAAAUUAAUUCAUAUCCGGAAGCGAUGAUAAUAAUAUAAUUAUAUGGGAAAUUAAGUAUAAUUAAUGGUAGAUUUAAUAAUAACUUAAUGGACAUACAAGUUCGAUUGUUCAUAUAAUAAUGAAUAAUAAAGAAGAUCUUAUUAUAUCUGCCAGUGAAGAUGGAACUAUUAAAUUUUGGGAGAAAUAACAUAAUUAAUGGAAACUAACUUAAACAAUAUCUGAUUUUUAUAUUGUAUUUAGUUUAAGUUUGAAUGAAUCUCAAAAUUAAUUAAUAUCUUCUAAUGAUAAAUCAAUAAUAGUGAUGAAAUAAUAAGGAAAUGAUAAAAAAUGGGUUUAAAUCUAAAAAAUUGAAUUAGAAAAUAAAGGUUUUCGACUAAGUUUUAGUGGUGAUAAUCAAUUUACAUUUUAACCUAUAAGUGGUUAAUAUAUGAAUUUAUAUGAAUGGAAUAACUUGACUAAAUAAUAUGUAAAAAUUAAAGAUAUUCUAGUAUAAUCAGGUGAUAAUUAUUAUGAUUAUUGGUUAUUUCCUUAACAAUUUAUAAUGGAGAAAUCUAUCUUAAUUAAUAAAUUUGGUAGUGUUGUAAAUGUGAUUAAAAAGAAUUAAAAUGGAGAAUUUAUUAAUUUAUAAUCAAUUCUAUUUUAAGAUAAUCUAUUAUAUGGAUCAGCAACUGAUAAUGGAGAUUAUUUAGUUACUUGGGAUUAUAAAAGCAAAGAAAUAUAAAUUAGAAUAUAUGUUGAAAAAUGA